UAGAAAUGUUUUUGAAACAGGUCAGUCUAUAUUGCUGCAGCGUUUUUUAAAAACCGUUUAUAUCUCUCUGAUCAAGCAGCGCCUCAGUCUCAGUCACUUUAAGAGGAGUGGACUUCAACUCCCAGAAUUCCCAGCCAGGUUGGAGAAUUCUGAGCAGUGAAAUUCACCUCUCUUAAAGUAGCUGCGGUUGAGAAGCACUGUCAAAAACAUAACGAGGAAAGGUGUAAGGGAGUUUGAACUCAAGAAGUUCAAAAUCGAUUGCAUAAAUUUCUGCAAAACUUAUGUUCUGGCCCAGAUUCAUAAUGAUGAUUAAUUUUUUUAGUAUUUUAGCACAAUUUAAAGUCACAUUCAGCUUUUUAAGUUUGAGGGUUUUUUUUGCCAGUGACAACCUGCACCGCGGGGUAAAACCAAUAAUAAAUCAACAUCGUUCGGAAUCAUUACGCCAAGAGCUGUAUUCAAAAACAGCAAAAUUAUUCAUCGCCACACAAAACGAGGGGCGGACACGGUUCUUGAAAAGGGCCCAUUGCCGUCACCGUCUUUUAAACAAAAGAAGAGGAAUAAUACCAAGAAGUUCCGGAAAGACCCAUCAUAUACAUAAUCCCCGGAGCAGGGGGAAAAGAAUGGCAGUUACUUCUGCGCAUGCGUUCAAGGCCGAGCGACAGAGUCUGACUGACAUCUCUAGGCGUAGGGAGAAAGACGAUAGAGGCGCGCUUGCGCGGUACCUUCAAUCAGAUGACUUUGAUGAAUUUACAUUCAAUAAUGAUGAUAUCAUUCUCAGAAGUAUUGCUGAAGAUAUUCGACAUCGUUUGCCUGUUGGAGCAGUGCUCAAUUCAGAGCAUAAUGCUAUUCAAAAACUUCAUGAACAGACAGUACCCACCAUUCAUGUUGAUGCUUUCCUUUAUGAUGAUGAUUGUAUUGACUCUUUAUGUGAAGAAGGAAAGAUGAGCAGAAAUUAUUGUCUAGCAUGUGGCUCUCAUCAGACAGCACCAUUAGAAUUCAUUUCCCAUUCCUUUUCCCUUGUGGAACUGAAGUUCCUGUACCAGGAAGUAUUGCCUGACCUGACAGGGAAGGUUCUGGUUGACGUGGGCUCCAGGCUUGGAGCAGUCCUGUUUGGGGCCUACUAUUAUAGUUCAGCAUCCCAGAUCUAUGGAGUUGAGAUGAACGGAGACUUUUGCCAGUUGCAGGAAACUAUCAUUUCAAAGUAUCGACUUGACGACAGAAUAAAGGUGAUUAAUGCAGAUAUUUGUACUCAAGCUUCACUUCUUCAAAAUGCAGACAUUGUUGUAAUGAAUAAUGUCUUUGAAUAUUUCCUUGACAGAUCAGAACAGGCUAGAGCAUGGAAAAUCAUAAGUCAAAAUGUAAGAAAGCCAGGGUCUUUAUUAGUGACUGUCCCAAGCCUUGAAAAGUCUCUCUCAGAGCUUCAGGUGGACAUUCAGCUCAGCCAGUGGGUAAAAGCAGUACCAGUGCAAUAUGAUGAAUUCUUAGAAGAUGCUGAUAGAGAAGCACUUAAAGAAAUUUACUUGUACAGAAUUCUAUAGCAUACAAAAUAUGUACAUUUGCAUCAAGUGCUUUUUAAAUAAAAAAGAACAUUUUAAAGAAUGUUAGUUUGUUAAAUUUUGUUAUGAACUGCCUUUGAAAAUAAUAUGGAAAAUCAGUGAUGCAUUUUGGUAAAUAAUCAUGAAGGCGUUAAAAAAGAACCUCCCUGGUUUAUUUCUAGUGAGGGUUUAUUUAUUUAUUUUAUUUUAUUAACUUGUAUGCCGUCCACUCUCGGAAGACUCAGGGCGGCUAGUUAAAGAACUGGAAAUGCUGCAUUUGCCAUACUUUACAACAUAUCGUUCCUUCUCUUUCAUUUAUAUUUUUUCUUCGCAUUUAAAUGUGGUACAUAGUUGUACAAUCAUUCCAGGACUUCUUGCCUGCAUGAGGUACGUGUUUUCUGUACAGCAAGCAUCUUUUAAUUAAUUUCUUAACUUACAUGAAAAUAUAUGUUUGCUUAGGUUUGGAUCAACCAAACAUGAACCAUCGCUUGUGACAGGAAUUAAUUUACCAACUUGUCACAUUAUGGGUUGACAGGGAUUAGUCUGAAGUCAUCCAGAUGACUGUCAUGACAAAGGCAGGACUUGAACUGUACUAGUAGACCAAACUGACUGUCCAUUGCCAACAAUAGCUGAAUUGUAAGUCCCCCCGAGUCAUUCCUUGAGAUAGAUGGAUGGAUGAAUUAAAUAGAAAGAUUCUUCCAAAUCCAGAGCGCUACAAUUGUCACUCCAGCUUGACUAAAGUUGAAUGAGCUCUGUAGAACUGUAUCAGCAACUCCUGCAGCAGUCUGAACUUUCUGAGUUGAUUCUAGAAGAACAUUCUUUGUUGUGACUUUUUAAUGAUGGUUUUAAUACUAGGUGUCCAUUUCAAAUCCAGGGAGACUAUAGAACCCAGAAAUUUGAAGGUCCCCACUGUUGACACUGUGUUAUCUAAUGUAGUAAGAUGUGGUAGAAUAGGAGGGCUCCUUUUAAAAUCCAGUUUCAUUUCUACAGUUUUAAGGAUGUUCAGCUCGAUUGUUCUGGCUGCACCACAGGGCCAGUUAUUCAACUUCCCAUCUACCUGCAAACUCAUCACUCUCUCAAAUGAAACCAAUGAUUAUUGUGUCAUCAGGAUAGGUUGCUAUUACGCUUUUAUAAUAUACAUAGGUUACAAUAACAUAAGAUAUACAUUCUUUAAGAAAUGACAAAUAUAUUAAUAAAUGAAACCAACAGUCCAUAUUUUUAUUAUUCAUUGCAUAAAACAAAAGAUCUCAAAUAUUGUAUAGCUUUAUUUAAUAGGUUGUAGUGAAGUCUACUGUACUUAAAGAGCUAUUUAUAAGUUACCACUAGAUGGCAUUCAAUAUCUUCGGUUAAGGAUUAUUUAUAAAGGUAGCCCUAACCUUCGUUGAAUUUUUGUCUCAAUUAACUUUUUGUUUGUGUAAACCCAAGCCUCCAUUAAAGCAGGUACUAAUCAUUUGUUGAGUAUCCACCAAAUAAAUAUUGUGCUUUAUUGUCAAACCAGUGGUGGGAAAGACAAUUGUCCUUUACUUUAUAACUAUUAAUACAAACAUAUCAAUUCGUAGAGAAUAAAACAAAAUAUAUCAUUGACACAUUCACACUUUGAUUUAACCAUUAUUUAUUGAAUAAAUUAAACUGGCUGGUUUACUUAAUUGCCAUAAUUCAUGGAAACACCCCCCUAAAGGCAGGGGUCAACAACACACAAGCCCAAACCAAAUGAAUCAAUUAAAUGAAUCAAUUAUGGCUUAGUAAGAUAUAUCUGUCAAGGGAAUCAUAUCACAAAAGUGCUAUUAUAUUUGUAUCCUGUUUUGGGGGUUUCCGUUGUCAAGAAAAAGGAGGACAAAAAUAAGAAAAGUGGAAGAGCUAUUGUAGUCAUCAGGGUCAUUCUGGUAACUUCAAAUUAAAGCAUCUCUGAAUUGGCUAUCCAAUUUAUUGGAUAAAAUUUAGUUACCUAAUGAGCUCAUACAAUCGAGAUUUUGCUCUACUGUCACCUGUUUUUGAAGUGCAUCUUCCCUAUAUUCCCAUUAAGACCAAGUGCAAUUCUUGGCUGAAAACAUUUAUGUACUCCUGUCAUGCCUGGUAUGGAAAAAAAAACCUUUCACAUUAUAUUCUUCAGAAUGCUGGUAUUUUGUGAAACAGUAAUAGGUUUUUCAAACAGAAGAACUGUAGUUAAGAGAAGCCUCUGUCCUGUCUUCCAAUGCAUAAGCAUAAAUAAGUUUUGGAAAUUAGAGAUCACAUUUUUAAUUCAUUAAAGACUAAAGGUGUCCCACAAAUGAACAGUGCAACUUUACUCUGUAUUAAAAUGCUCCUGAAAUAUACAGACAAUAUGUAUAAAUUGCUCAAUAUGUUGGUAGAAACCACCAUAGAAAGUAUUUCCUCAGCUAAGAAAAAAAAUGAAAAAAGUCCAUCGAAGAAUCUCAUAAUAUUCAGAUCCAUGAGGUGUCAAAAUAUGGAUAUCGAAUGCAACAGUGUCACCUACCAGGUAGAAGUACUUUCCAUACUAUAAUCCACUUUUCUUAUUGUAUUUAGUAAGUAUAAUCUUUAUUGUCAUUGUAUUUAAAUACAAUGAAAUUGGUUAUAUUUAUACCCUGAAUUACCGUACUUUCCCCUCAAAAAAUAUGUCUUUGCUCAUCUCUGUAACUUUAUGCCAGAAAACACUUUUAGACAUGUUGUCAUUAUUUCAGAAAAAAAAAUCUGUUUUAUAACAAAAAUAUACUGUUCUAUAUUUUCUUAUUUUACCUCAUUUAUAUUUCAUUCUUCCCUCAAGGAACUGAGCAAGCACAUUUUAAUCUCACAACAUUUUAAGGCAUUAGGUUAGGAAGACAGACUAGGAUCUAUCAAUAGAACUACUUACAGAACUACAGUGGAAAAACAAAGAAGAUUGUGCAAUUUUAAAAUCCAUCUUCCUCAUACCUAUGGAGUGGAGUACAUCUGUAGGUAUCAAGCCAAACAACGAAUUAUUACUACUAUCUCAAACAAGAUCCAAUCAAACUGGGUGCAGUCAACUGAUUAAUACAUUUAACAAGAUAAUAAAUCAGAACCCAAAAGUCUAUGAUUGUGACUUUUGACUAACAGCUCAUUCACUUUAAAAGUCACUGAAAUGGCAGCCUUUUUAUGGUGAUGGAGAGUGUUUAUCUAAUUAAUUAACUAAUUUUUAGUUUUAAAUUGCCAAAGGAAGCAUUCUAAUGGGCCAUGCUAUUGUUUCAAGUUGCAAAGAAAGCCUUCAUUUUUUCCUAUGUUGUUAAACAGGUUUUUAUUACAAGUGUUUCUCUCAUGUCUUAACGAUUAGUCUUUUUAUAAAUAUCAUUGUGGAAUUUACCAUAAUUUUUUACAUCAAUAAAAGUCCUGAGUUCUAGACCCUAUCAGUUUACCUUGCAAAUCAUUUUUGCAAAUAGUGUGAACAAAUGAUUGGGACAAGAAUGCUACUUUGGGAAUAAUAAUAAUGCCUAUCAGUAGCAGUAUAAUAAUACUUUCUAUUUACAUAUUUUUCAAAUUUAUU
This is a messenger RNA of Thamnophis elegans (Western terrestrial garter snake), 5028 nucleotides long. RefSeq lists its product as uncharacterized. Lineage: Eukaryota; Metazoa; Chordata; Lepidosauria; Squamata; Natricidae. The transcript is spliced from 8 exons. Bases 282 to 1538 code for a protein of 418 amino acids. Gene Ontology annotation, molecular function: methyltransferase activity. The record is from RefSeq and is a predicted model, not a curated record.